Penaeus indicus is the source of this 1837-nucleotide messenger RNA. Its product is annotated as juvenile hormone esterase-like. The transcript has 12 exons. Lineage: Eukaryota; Metazoa; Arthropoda; Malacostraca; Decapoda; Penaeidae. The record is from RefSeq and is a predicted model, not a curated record. Bases 122 to 1777 code for a protein of 551 amino acids.
CGCCCUUUGUGUGCACCACUUCUUAAAGCUGGUGAAUCCACGACAGAGAGUCAGUUGUUGUUCAGGCUGUUGAGGAGAAGCAGGUCGGGCCAAGAGGAAAGACGAGCAGGACAGGGUCAAGAUGCGGUUCUUGGUGGCGUGCGCUGUCCUGCUGUGCCUGAGCGCAGCAGCGGAAGAGGAAACGGUCUCCGUCCAGCUCCAGCAGGGCACCAUCGAAGGCAGCAUGGGGGUGGCCAAGGGGGGGAAGCCCUUCUACAAGUUCCAGGGCAUUCCCUACGCCGAAUCCCCCGUCGGGAAUCUGAGGUUUAAGGACCCGCUGCCUGCCGGGGCGUGGGAGGGCGUGAGGAAGGGUUCCAUAGCCCCGCCCGCAUGUCCUCAGCCUCAUGAGUUCUUCCCUAUGGAGACCAAUGAAGACUGUUUGUUUCUCAAUGUAUUCACACCUCGGCCGUACAAGUCGGACCUCCCUGUCAUGGUGUGGUUUUUCCCCGGAGGUUUCGUAAUGGGUAGCAUGGAUUUAUAUCGACCAGAGUAUUUGGUUGCGAAGGACGUGGUGUAUGUCACCGUUCAGGGCCGUAUCGGAGUCCUGGGAUUCCUUUCAACUGGGGACUCUGAGCUCCCAGGCAACCUAGGGCUGAAGGACCAGACAUUAGCUCUCAAGUGGGUUCAGGACAACAUCCAUGACCUUGGUGGUGACCCAGACAAGGUCACCAUCUUUGGAGUGAACACAGGAGGCGUAUCUGUGCACUACCACAUUUUGUCUCCAAUGUCAAAAGGUUUGUUUAAGCGAGCCAUCAUCCAGUCAGGAACGGCUCUGUGCUCUUGGGCAGUUCGAGAGGACCAUAGAUACAUGGCAAAUCAGCUCGGUAGCUUCGUAGACUGUCCUGGAGCGACGGAGAAUCUGAAUUCUGCAGACCUUGUUGACUGCCUGAAGAAGGUCCCUGUUGAUCAGCUGACUGCUGCAUUGCUCAAACUGCCAUCGCCUUAUGUGAUGACUCCCCGUGUGGAUGGUGAGUUUCUCCCGGACCAUCCAGCCACACUGAUCAGGGAAGGCCGCUACAACCGUGUCGACAUCAUCGCCGGCAGGACACGAGACGAAGGCGCUCUUAAUGUUCGAACGUUCUUGCAAGACGGCACAGUGGAUGCUAUGAUCAAAGACUUCAGCAUAUUAGGUCCCUAUUUAAUGGGAUUGAAUUUUUGGGACGACAACAUCGACUUCAUUGGCCGCCUCAUUUUCCACCGUUACAUGGGUCCCAUGGAGUUUGACAUGAGCAAGGUCAACACCCUGGUCAAGCUGCUUGGCGACGGCUAUUUCAAUAUAUGCGUCAUGGAUGCUAUAGAAAACCAUGCAAGAGAUACAGCCUUUGGCAAUCGUGUCUACGCCUACGAGUUGCAGCAUCGUGGACAAUACACCUUCACCGACCUAUACAUGGGACCUACACCUGAUUGGAUUUUGAACGAUGUUAGCCACAUGGACGAUUUGCAGUACCUGUUCAACUUUGACAAUCUCAAUAUCAGCUUGAGUAAGGAAGAGGAUCUCUUCGUUUCCCGUAUCAUGGUAGACCUUUGGACCAACUUUGCCGUUACUGGCGACCCAACGCCGGACAUGUCAUUGGGAUUCAAAUGGACCCCGACUGAGGUCUCGAAGACGUCUUACCUCGGCAUCACCACAUCCCCAACUAUGAAGGUCUUCGACAAUCACCAGGACUUGGAAUUCUGGAGGAACCUACCAAAGAAGAUGAACAAGUUGCUGUAUCCAGAGCGCUUUCACAAGAACUAAACCUAGGAAGCAGUAGCUGUUACCAUACCAUACCAUGAUGCAGCCAUAUCAGUUAUGAUU